Messenger RNA from Cyclopterus lumpus (lumpfish), 1194 nucleotides. RefSeq names its product S-antigen; retina and pineal gland (arrestin) a (gene saga). Bases 1 to 1194 code for a protein of 397 amino acids. Gene Ontology annotation, biological process: signal transduction; G protein-coupled receptor internalization. The record is from RefSeq and is a predicted model, not a curated record. NCBI's taxonomy places the organism in Eukaryota, Metazoa, Chordata, Actinopteri, Perciformes, Cyclopteridae. Gene Ontology annotation, cellular component: photoreceptor outer segment; photoreceptor inner segment. Gene Ontology annotation, molecular function: G protein-coupled receptor binding. The transcript has 15 exons.
AUGAGUCCAAGAAAUGUGGUUUUCAAGAAGAUGUGCAAGGACAAGUCGGUCGGGGUCUACAUGGGGAGGAGAGACUUCGUGGACCACGUGGACUCUGUGGACCCAGUGGAUGGCGUCAUCCUCAUCGAUCCCGAGGCUCUGCGGGGGAAGAAAGUGUUCGUCACCCUGUCCUGCACCUUUCGGUACGGCAGAGACGACAUGGACGUGAUGGGGAUCGCCUUCCGCCGGGAGCUGUACCUGUGCACCCGCCAGGUGUACCCGCCCCUUCAAGACCGCGAGCAGGGCAUCCACACCACGACGCAGGCCAAGCUGCUGCGCAAGCUGGGAGACAACGCCUACCCGUUCUUCUUCGAGUUCCCUGACAAUCUGCCUUGCUCAGUGGCCCUCCAGCCAUCGCCCCACGACGUCGGCAAGCAAUGUGCCGUCGAGUUCGAGGUCAAAGCGUUCAGCGGCGAGCGCCAAGACGCCAAGACGCACAAACGGAGCUCCGUGAAGCUGAUGAUCAGGAAGGUCCAGUACGCCCCCCAGAUCGAGGGUCUGGCUCCCAGUGUGGAGACCAGCAGAGACUUGGUGAUGUCGGACAAGGCGCUGCAUGUGAAGGCCAGCCUGGACAAAGAGACGUACUACCACGGGGAGACCGUCAAGGUGCACGUCAGCGUCACAAACAACUCCAGCAAGAACAUCAAGAACAUCAUCGUCUCUGUGGACCAGGUGGCCACGGUGGUGCUGUACUCCAACGACAGCUACGCCAAAUCUGUGGCCAUCGAGGAACCGGGGGAUUCAGUGUCUCCUGGAGCGACCCUGCACAAGGUCUACAAGCUGCUUCCUGUGCUGGCCAACAACAGGGAGAGGAGGGGCAUCGCUGUGGACGGCAAGCUGAAGCAUGAAGACACCAACCUGGCGUCAUCCAGCAUUAUCAAGGACGGUGUGCUGAAGGAAGUUAUGGGGAUCAUGGUUUCAUACAGAAUCAUGGUGAAGCUCAUCGUUGGAGGGCUGAUGGGAUCAAGUGAGGUCGGCCUGCAAGUUCCCUUCAAGCUGAUGCAUCCCAAACCUGAUGCAGUGAAGGAGAGUGAGAUGGAGGAGGAGAUGGAGUUCCAGGAGUUCCAGCGCUCCGACCUGAAGGGGAUGAAGAAUGACGAGGACGAAGAUGGAAACGUGUCGGGUGGCGACGACAUUGCGCCCAAAGAGAAAUAA